AUGUCGUGGUCGUCUUUCCCCGGUCAAUCGCAGCAUGGGCAAUAUAGUAACAAUCCGCCCCCUCCUCAGUGGGGUCAAGCACCCCCUCCUCCGAAUUAUGGGUACAAUUCACUAGGACAGAAUCAGUAUUAUCCGCCUCCUCCGACCCAAUAUAAUGCUCCCCCUCCGCCUCAUCAAGGAGGAGGUGGAUGGGCUCCACCCACAGGCGCACCGCCCCCUCAACAGUAUCAUCAGACUGCAGCGGGCUACAGGCCACCUAACGAGAGUCAACAGGGUCAAGGAGCGCCUUUCGGACCUCCUCCAAGUGAGCCUGGCGCGCCUUAUACUCUCCGACCCCCGACGCAGCAACAGCAGUAUGGACCUCAGUUUCAAAAUGGAGGCGGAGGCCAAUCCAGACCUUUCUUCCAGUACUCGCAAUGUACCGGUCGACGCAAGGCUCUCUGUAUCGGUAUCAACUACUUUGGAUCAAGCAGUCAAUUGGCAGGUUGCAUCAAUGAUGCUCGAAAUGUCCAAAAGUUCCUCAUCGAGCGAUAUCAGUAUCGCCCCGAAGAUAUCGUCAUGUUGACGGAUGACGCUCAAAACCCACGACAGAUCCCCACACGAGCCAAUAUGAUUCAAGCCAUGCAAUGGCUAGUUGCAGGUGCUCAGCCGAACGACGCGCUCUUCUUCCACUACUCUGGACACGGCGGACAGACCAAGGAUCUCGAUGGAGAUGAAGAUGACGGCUAUGAUGAGGUUAUUUACCCUGUUGACUUUAAACAGUCGGGUCAUAUCGUGGAUGAUGACUCUGACACGAACAGACACGAGAUCAUGGUUCGACCUCUGCCUCCCGGAUGCCGACUGACUGCUAUCUUCGACUCCUGUCACUCCGGAUCAUGCCUCGACCUUCCCUACAUCUACUCCACUGAAGGAGUCAUCAAGGAGCCCAACCUUCUCGCUGAAGCUGGUCAAGGUAUCUUAGGGGCGGGUAUGAGCUAUUUGAGGGGCGAUCUUGGAGGCGCUAUCAGCGGUGUCUUCUCGCUCGGCAAGCAGAUGAUGAAUCAGAACUCUGGAGCUAGGGAGCGGACUAUCCAGAGUAAGACAAGUCCCGCGGACGUCGUCAUGUGGUCGGGAUGCAAGGAUUCUCAGACGAGUGCCGAUACUCAAGAAGCCGGUAGAGCCACAGGAGCAAUGUCAUACGCAUUCAUCGCUGCAUUGACCAAAUACCCUCAACAAAGCUAUGUUCAGCUUCUCAACACGAUCCGAGAUGAACUCCGAGGACGAUAUGAUCAAAAGCCUCAGCUUUCUGCCAGUCAUCCCAUGGACACCAAUGUGCUCUUCAUCUGCUAGACGAUAUGUGUUCCCCGCUCGCUCCACAAGCUCUCGGCUCCGAGUGCCACGUGGAAUUUUGUAACGUCAUUCUAGAAACCUUUCGAGUCUCUCUUUGAUCUGAAAUGAAUCAGUUUGUUGCACUUUCUUCGACUUCAAAUCAGACCAUCGAACAACGCACACGACUGCAAGGACAGAGGUCAGACUCAGUGCUCCGUCCCUACAUUUGACCUCAUCUCAAUUGACUUUCAGAACACCCUCUCAA
Kockovaella imperatae is the source of this 1573-nucleotide messenger RNA. RefSeq names its product caspase domain-domain-containing protein. Gene Ontology annotation, biological process: proteolysis. Gene Ontology annotation, molecular function: cysteine-type endopeptidase activity. The transcript has 14 exons. NCBI's taxonomy places the organism in Eukaryota, Fungi, Basidiomycota, Tremellomycetes, Tremellales, Cuniculitremaceae. The record is from RefSeq and is a predicted model, not a curated record. The coding region runs from base 1 to 1329 and encodes 442 amino acids.